AUGGAGACCGCGCAGGAGCUGCAGAAGUACGCGGCCGAGACGCACGUCUACGGGCGCCUGCGGCCGCUCCCGGGCGGCAAGAAGAAGGGCGUGCGCUUCGCGUACGAGACACACUACGUCGGCGACAUCCGCGCUGGGAGAACCACGAUCUUGGACACCUACCUGCUGAAGAGUCUUGACACCUUCGACUUCAGCGUUUUCAAGGAUCAGCGACUGGCGGUGGUCCCGUGCCAAGGCACCCGGCUGUGCAUGUGGAUGGUUGAAGAUGAGGAUUGCGCCGACGACCGUUGCAAGGAGGCGUACCAUUCGGGGGGGCAGGAGCUGAACUACUGGGUGGACAUCGGCAGGUUCCCUGCCAACUCCAGCCUCUCUUUGCAUGCGCGGCAGCUGUUGCAGGAGCAUUCCGCAAAGCAGGGGACGCAGUAUGAAAUGUCACGAGUAGGAGCUAAAGACUAUUUGCCCGAAGACGCUCCAGGAAAGAGCCGAACAAUGGAGCUGAGAGUGAAAAUGGGUAUCGACGAGGCUGUCUUCCAGAUCGAAUGGGAGGAGCUGCGCGUCACAACGUCUCUGCUCCGCGAGCGCCCAGCGCUCAUGGACGCCCUGACGACGUUGAGGAUCGAUCACGGGCUUGAUCCUGGACGGUUCCCCAUGGACAACAUUAUCCGUGCCUACGGCUGGAUAAUGGACACCUCGAUCUUCGACAAGUCCGUGCCAGUGAAGACAUCUCAUGCUGGGAAGUACCCCAAGAUCACGCCAGGCUACGAGCUAGAGGGCGUGCCUGGACUCUACGUGGCAGGCACUCUGACGCACAGCCUGGACUUCCGCAGGUCGGCCGGGGGGUUCGUCCACGGAUUCCGGUACACCGCGCGCGCCCUGUUCCGGUUCUUGGAGGAGAAGAACCACGGCGUGGCGUGGCCGAGCACGCCCAUCAUUUUGCACGCUCCCAGCGCGGACGCCGGCCCCUGCACUGGGCUCGACGAGCUCUUGCACAAGCUGAGCAACCGCAUCAACGAGGCCUCUGGCCCUUACCAGAUGUUCCAGACGCUUGGCGACAUGGUGGUGUUCGAGGCAGAUGCGGAGAGCGGCUCCUGGACUGCCCGCUACAUGGAGGACGUGCCGCUGCCCAUAUUCGAGGAGCGGUACCGCAGCCAUCCCAGGCUGACGUGGGUGUUCAGAUAUGGCGAGGGCUUCCACGGGAAGAAGGUCCUCGGCCCAGACCGUGUGGGCGCGACGAACCCAGAAUUUGCUGAGAUGUCGAAUUUCCUGCAUCCCCAGCUCGCCUUCAAGCCGGCGGGCAAGGACGAGGCCUCCAAGAACCACUGGCUCACCGAGGAGAUCUUCACCGACUGGGGCGCGUCCAGCUACUUCGUGCCCCUCGGGAGGUUCGUGGCCCGCGCCGUGGCCGCGGCAACGGGCGUCGACGCCUUCCGCAAGGACGGCGCGUUCUCCCUG
Messenger RNA from Prorocentrum cordatum, 1452 nucleotides. The record is from the annotation of a GenBank genome assembly. Lineage: Eukaryota; Dinophyceae; Prorocentrales; Prorocentraceae.